GGAAACAAGCCUGACAUUGCAGCCGCUGGUAACAUUCAUAAUUACCUUCUUGAUCUGCAUGGGAAAUGUGGACCUCUAGCCUCGUUUUGGUACGGCCCCAAGUACGUUGUCAGCAUUGCCUCUCCAGAGCUAUUCAUGGAACAUCACGUGCGCAUGGCAUCGAACCGGCCCCCUGACAUGAUGGAGAUGUUAGAAAUUCUGUUUGGGAGUAAUGCCAUCCAGUUUGCAAAGACCGAUGAUGCAAUCAGAAGACGAGAACUCUACGAUCACACCCUGAGUCAUGAGACGGUGACCCAUUUUUACCCAAACUUCAAUAAGGUGGCUCGUGAAACUGUGCAGGCGUUGUCCGCCAUUCCCGAGGGUACCCGCAUCCCGCUAGUCCAUCAUUGCAUUGACAUGAGCAUCAAGGGGAUUGUUCGCACCUGCUUCGGGAACUAUUUCGAAACCGAAGAAGACGUAGACCACCUCCGUGAAGUCUGUUCCGCGACCUGGCAUCUCUUAAAACCCUGGGUCAGAAAAUGAUCCAGCAUCGUCGAGACAACCCCUGCUUUCUUGAGUACCAAACUUUCAUUGAUGCUCUCCUUGAGGACGAACUGCCUGAGGAGCAGAUGCAUGAUGACUGCGUGGGCUAUCUGAUCGGUGGACUACAAACUGUAGGGAUCUUGACGUCUUGGGCACUAUACUUCUUGGCUAUUUCCCCUGACUGUCAGGAGAAACUUUACCUGAAUGUGAUCGAGGCAGUUGGGCAAGGCGACGUUGAGGAUAUGAAUCAUGAAGAUCUUCGAUACGUAGGUCAAGUGAUCAAGGAGACCCUUCGUCUAUCUGUGCUUUCUACGUACAUCUCUCGCUACCACGAUGACGAUUUUGAGCUUGCAGGCCACGUCCUAAAGGCUGGGACGACGACUGUUCAUGCCAUUGGAGUGGUCAUGGAGGAUCCAGUGCUUUGGCCGGACCCGAGCAAAUUUGACCCCGAGUGAUUCGACAUUGACCGCAUGACAGCCCGCCAGAAACACGCCUUCAAACCCUUCGGUUUCGCCGGGCAUCGAGCCUGUCCCGGCCAGCAUUUCGCCAAGCUGGAGGCCGCGGUGUUUCUUGCCGUUCUGUGCCGCGCGUUCAAGUUUCGCAUGGUGAAGGGACAGAGCGUAAAGAAAAACUACGGUCUGAUGACACGACCUGACGGCGAAGUUUGGGUCACUCUGGAAAAGAGAAAGUAGUCGGCACGAGGGAGAGUUAGCUGCUGGAAAAGCAACUGCGUUUUGCAUGAUCAGGAUUCACUAUUUAAACAACCAUUGUUUUGAAGAUUUGGGCAAAAAUAGGUCUAAGGCAUCUUCCCAGCUUGUUUCUAGAAAUAUAAUUUUUCAGCGAGAUAUGUAAAAAUGCAAGGGAUUAACCUUACAGUUUUCAUUAAAUUUGGCCGAAAAUUGACUUGUCUCCAAACAACUCAGAAAUGCCUUUCGAUGCAAGAUGAUCAUGAUUCAGUUUUUUUUUUGACACGUAGUGCCAACUUUAAUAUACUUCUGUUGAGAUAGAAAUUGGAGAUCAAUGAGCACGAGUCUGGACAUCAUCUGACACGUGGUGGCGCUGUUCGAUGGGGAUAAGGCACCGAUGUUGUCAUUUGUAGUUCUAACAAUAUUUGAACUGCUAAAAAUGCAAAAUAUUCAGAAAGCAUAUAAUAUUCACAAGGCAUGUGUUAUUGUUUGUAAAGAAGCAAGAUAUACUGAUACGUCUUGUUUAUAAACACAAGAAGUUAACAAGCUAGGAGUAUAUGAUGUGUGAGUCUUGUUUACAUUAGCCAAAUUCCAGAAGUAACAUCACUUAUUUAAUUUGUUAGAAUAUAAUAAAUUUAAUAAUUUGACAGGUUUUAACAGUUUGUAUACAAACACCAAAUCCAACAGGUAGAACCUACGUGGUUAUAUAUAUGUGGACAGUUGUCAGUCUGAAUGUUACAAUAAGUUUAAUAAUUAAAGCUAUACGUUUGAUUGAA
Molecule: messenger RNA, 1984 nt
Organism: Patiria miniata (bat star)
Lineage: Eukaryota; Metazoa; Echinodermata; Asteroidea; Valvatida; Asterinidae
Product: cytochrome P450 20A1-like
Exons: 8
Coding region: 519-977 (152 amino acids)
Cellular component (GO): membrane
Molecular function (GO): iron ion binding; monooxygenase activity; oxidoreductase activity, acting on paired donors, with incorporation or reduction of molecular oxygen
Source: RefSeq, a predicted model, not a curated record